GAAAGCACUGUUCUGUCUAACUGCUGCCCCUCGCUGGAUCAUGAUAAAAAUGAGGCACCACUGGAAUGCGUCCCUUCCUCCCCUUUGUUGCACCGGGCUCUAUAAAUAAGCUCCACCUGAGGAAUCGAAUUGCAGUCUGUCGUGCUCCCUCAUUAAAAAAGUGUGUUCCCGACGACAGGAUCGACCAAUUCUAAACGCAAACGAUUGCUUUUCUUUCCCGUCUGCACAAAAUGUACUCUGAGAGUCGUCACACAGAAGAGAGAGAAGCUCACAAACUUGUUUCACUUAGGCGAGUGGCACCAACCAGCUGCAGAUACGUGAAUAGCGAGUUGAGCCAGAUUUUCCUGCGCUGCGGGCAGAACGAGGACGGAGCCCUGAACGAGUCGAUUCCGCAGCUGGCGAAGCAGGACCCGGAUCUGUGGGCAGCGUCCGUGAUUUUCAUCGCUUCAAACCACAAGGGGAACUUCGGACCUGUCACCGACACGCGGUUCACCAUUCAGUCAAUUGUCAAAAUUUUGAUCUACGCAUACGCUGCCAGUCACCUCGGAGUUGCCCAAGUUUCUGAUCGUGUCAAAUGCCGCGGCUUUGCAGUUCCCUACAAUUCGGACAAAACCACAGAGGGAUGUGCGCCGAAUGUUUGUUUGAACAGCGGAGCCCUGACUGCUUGUGCGAUGAUAUUGAAAUUGGUCCACCCUAAGGCGAAGCAAUGGUUGCAUGUUUUCUACACAUUCCGGUCGUUUGUGCAGAAAAUAUGUGGUGGUGAUAUUAUUGAAUGCGAUUAUGAUACUUACCAUUCUGAAAUUUCAACUGCUGCUAGUAAUAGGGCAAUCCUGGCCAAGCUUUCUAAAUGUGGGACAUUGCCUGCUGACGUCAACACCGAGGACGUGCUGUGUUUUUACACAAGUUGCUGUUCGUUGCUUGUGAACACGCAGCAUUUGGCAAACAUGGGUUUGGUUUUGGCCAAAACGGGCAAGAACGAGUCAGGCAAGCAGGUUUUGGAGCCACGAGUGGCGCAGUCAUGUCUCGCGCAAAUGAUGCAGGCCGGCCUUUACGAGCAGUCGGGUGAUUUUUUCGCCAUCACGGGGCUCUUGGCGAAGAGUGGCGUGUCCGGAGGCGUCGUCGCCGUGGCCCACAAGAAGAUUGCCAUCGGUCUCUUCUCGCCGCGACUCAACGCCUACGGAAACUCGGCCCGCGCCGUCCAGUUCAUUAGAGAGCUAUCAGUGACAAUUCCUGGCAUCCAUCAGCUUGCAGAGGAUGAAUUGGAAAUUUAGGAAGCUGCUGAAAGCCGUAAAAUAAGAUUAACUGUGCAUCUGUGUGCGGUGCAAGUGUUCGGGGACGCCAAAUAAUUAUUUUUAAAUAAUCUCUAUGCAUCACGUUAUAUGCAGAUAUAAACUAACAUUUUAUAAUGUUAAGAUACC
This is a messenger RNA of Cloeon dipterum, 1418 nucleotides long. Its product is annotated as glutaminase-like. The coding region runs from base 231 to 1271 and encodes 346 amino acids. Gene Ontology annotation, molecular function: glutaminase activity. The record is from RefSeq and is a predicted model, not a curated record. The transcript has 9 exons. Gene Ontology annotation, biological process: L-glutamine catabolic process. NCBI's taxonomy places the organism in Eukaryota, Metazoa, Arthropoda, Insecta, Ephemeroptera, Baetidae.